Messenger RNA from Oryzias melastigma (Indian medaka), 2270 nucleotides. RefSeq lists its product as uncharacterized. NCBI's taxonomy places the organism in Eukaryota, Metazoa, Chordata, Actinopteri, Beloniformes, Adrianichthyidae. The record is from RefSeq and is a predicted model, not a curated record. The coding region runs from base 1517 to 2140 and encodes 207 amino acids. The transcript has 4 exons.
AAUCUCUACACUUUAAAGAGAACAUUUUAUAGAUUUUAUAGCUGUGUUGAUAACAGAUGGAUUUCAUAUCAGCAAUAUCUCAUUAAACUUACAAUAAAGGUUGAUAUUUAUCUUGGUAAGGGUUUUUCUGAUGCUACCAGCAUUUAUGAUUUAUAUCUUGAAUGCUAUAAUUUCCGUAAACUUUAACACUAACAGAUGGGCCAGCAUGAAAAGACUAAAGAACUCCGUCAUCUUCUCAGUCCCUGACAAACACGUUGACUUAGUCAGGCGUGCGUUACAUCAACAGCAUAUGAUGAAACUGUGACUAACAGAAAAGGAAGGGUUAUUUAUUUUGUCAUCUGCUACAGUUUUAGCUAAACUUCAAUAAAAUAUGUAUUUUAAAGUCUUUUAAGCAAAAUAUUACAGCAGUGAUCACUGUCCUGGAGUUUUGAUCUUCCUAUAAAUUUGAUUGUUUCAGUUGCACAUCUGAGACAACCAAAAGCCAUGUAAAACUGGCCUUCACAUGUUCAUUCAUAUAUUAUUACUUCUUUUUUUUAAAAAAUAAAGAGACAAUUUAAUUUUAUUUAUACCCAGCUUAGGGCGCAUUUGUUUUUAAAUUGAUUUUAAUUUCUAUUUUUCUCGCUAAAUGUACGAUUUGCAAUACGUAAUAAAUUAUUUUAUGUCGUGAUUUGAUGGACAAAAUUUACAAAACCUUUAAUAAGUGCAUGAAUGAAGCUACUUUUAUAGGUUUAAAACUAAAUAAACGCUGUAUAAUUUUGAAAUAUAAUACUUUAAGGUUCAGAUUUCAGGAUUUUUUUAUUUAUUUACGCAAUUUGAAGCUUUUUUUUCACAUCCCAUCUUGAGUUUUCACUUUUUGCAGUUGUGCUGUAGCAGGUGGUGUCCUCAGCCUGUCAUAAAAGUUAUGUAUUAAACCACAAACACAGGGUCGGCACUAAGCAGGAUCCUGCCACUGUACAAAACCGUCUAAACUCACCCAGUAGGGUUUUUUUUUUCUUUUUCUUUUUUUAAACAACCAAGUUUCAAUAAUUUUAGAGAAUACAGUCAGUCACAACAAAAAAUAAGGAAGUAUGCUACUCUUUAAAACUUCCUCUGAAUUUUUCUGGGUUUAUGCCUUAUGUUUCUUGCACCAUGCCUGCCGCAGGACUAGAAACAUCUUCGGGUUCACUACUAAGCAAAUGUUUCCUUCCACCUUGAAACUUUCAAUAGGAAAUACCUCACUUCUCUAUUUAUUUUGAAUAUGCAAUGAAAUGCUUUUAAAAUAAACAAACAGAUGAGGAAUUCCCAGUGGGCAGGACCUUAAUGAAAGUUGUGGAAUUUUUUGCGGAAUAAUCAAUGUAGUUCCUCUCUUGUGUACAAGUCUAAUUGGCACUACUUUUCUCGAUGGGAGGGUAUAUAAAUACAACUGCAGCACCUCUGAGGGCAUUUCUUAAUUCUACAACAUGAACAAUGCAGGUUUCAUCAACAAAAGUCCUGUGAAGGAUAGAUCUCUAACCCAUCAGCUCUGGUUCUGCUUCAGAUGGCUGCUUGGUGGCGAACAGUCUUAAUGGUUUACUGUGUCCUGGAGUCUGCUGUGGAGUCCACGCUGGUCCAGAGGAACCGAUACACAAACUCCUUUAGCCUGGCAAGAUCUACCCGGAGCCAUGUGCAGCAGCUGCUAAAAAAAUAUAAGGAGCAGGAGCUCGGUAAUUUGGAUUUUGACGACAGAAGCCAUCAGCUGGGGGGACUGCCUUUGCUUUCCACAGACUUUGAUAGCUGGCUGCAGCUGUCGGACUGGGACAGACUGCAUGCAGCCUUCUUGGACAUUCAAGCCUACUGGAAUAUUUUGGAAAGGAAAAGAGUCGAGCUGGAGAAGGAGGAAAAAGCUCAUUCGUGGCUGAGGAAAACCCGGAUCUCUUUGCCUCAGAGGUUCAGGCACAUUCAGCUGGACUUACGAGACCUCAUGAACCAAGUCAGCAGUCAGAUGAGAUUUACGAGGAGAUCUUGGAUAAGGCCAACACCUGCUCCGGUACACCUGAGCUCAGAGAGGGGCAGAGACUGGGACAGCCGGGUGGAGGGUUACAUCGCUCUGAGAGAUUUGAACCUUUACCUUACAAAGCUGGCAAGAGACUUUUUACUGCUGGCUUCAAAAAGACACUCCUGACACACACUUACAAACACUCUGGAACUGUGGAGAUAACCCUGAAUUAACAGAGUUAUCUCAUGAGGAGCUCUUGUUGCUGUGAGCUUUAUUUUUGCAUAGAAAACGGCAGACAUGUGGAAGGGUUUUCUUG